GCUGCGACAGUUUCUGCAGUGCUUCCGCGCCACCACGCACAACGCUUUCUUUCUUUUCUUUUCUUAUUCCCUUUCGUCCUUUCCCUUCUCUCUCCGAUCGCCUUCGCACGAAGGCCCCCACGGGCAGCUGCGGAGCGAGACAGCUAAGCCUAUACAUCCACGCAAACUGUACUACUACUACUACUACAUACACACAUACACACACACACAGCUCAGACGCAACCCGAUCGUUUAGAACACACAUUUUUUUCCCGUUUUACUCAUCUAGUCGAUAUCAAACUACCCAAAGCAACUACAAAACCUACGACGCACAGGAAGGCUGCCACGAUGACUGCAGCACCGUCCUUUUCGCUGGGCUCGCUGCAAGACUUUGCCGGCGUGUACGUCGCGAAGCCGCAGCACCUCCUCAUCGGGCCGCUCAUCCACCUCGAGCACUUCCUGACGGCCCCGACCGGCGCCGCCUUCCCGAGCCGCACCGUGGUGUUGCCGCCGCCUUCCCUCCGCUACGUUGUCGACUGCGCUCCGCACCCGAGCGAUCUGCCCCUCAUGCCGGAGUACGCCACGGCGCCACCGCUGAUGAGCAACGAGGACCGCGUAUCAGCAGUUCCCACCACCACCGCAACAGGUGCGCCAACCGAAUCCGCGGAAGCGAUGUUGCCGUCAGCGUCACCGGCAACCGUGACGCCGGUUCCUGCGGCCUCCCCGCAGGCGCACGACUCGGCACUGAAUCCCGCUACGACGUCGCUUUUUUCGCCCCCCGACACAAAGAUGCCUGUCACGGUGCUAGCGUCAUCUGUCACGACGUCCGCAACGACGACCACGACGACCGCCGCCUCCGCUACACCCGCUGCGGCCCCCGCAUCGCUGCUGUCAACAAGGGAGGUGGUGGAGCGCAUGCACAAAAACGCUGAGGAGUGUCUGGCGCGUCUGCGGCUGCGCUGCGUACACAACGGGAUGUCCACAGCCGCAUUCAUACCCGUGCCGCCGGCCGACCCGUCGGGCGAGAAGUCUGCGCCGGCCCCUGCAACUUCUUCGUCGUCAUUCUCGACUCCGCCUCUGCCCACCGCCAGCCCGCAACUCGCCGGGGCAACCUCCAAUACACCUGGGCCUGUCACAGCAAACGCCGCCACCACCACCACGACCACGGCUAACACAAGCAGCAGCCACCACAAUGCCGUGACUGCAUCGCCGAAAGACAAGACGGAGCUCUUCGAAAGUGCAAAGCUGAAUGCCGAUCUGCACAGUGUGGCGGAGAAAACGCUCGGCGCCGAUCACGUGCUGCGCUGCCUGAUCCCCAACACGGCCGACUCUCUCGCGAGCGCCCCCGUGCAAGACACUGUCAGGCGCCUUCGCCACACCUUGCGGUCGAACCCCGAGGCGCUGGUUUACGUCUACUCUCUCGACGGCAAAGGCACGGCGAGCGCGUUGGCGGCCCUGUACCUGCUCGAAGUGGACCGCGUCGCACUGGCCGAGGUGUUGCUGCAGCGGCUGCCGAUGUGCACGCCUCGCAUGCCGUGCCUCGUGCAGCUCGUCGCGCGCGACCCGCAGCCGCAGUCCUUCGACAAGCUGGCGUACCUGCGGCUCUACCUCGCCCGCCGAUACCCCGCCGCCGCCGCCUCCAGCAUCGAGGCGGCGGUGUCCACCUGCAAGGGAGACUACGUCAAGGCGGAACGCCUCGUGCGGCUCGAAAUGACGUUUCAACGCGUCGACGGUUUCCUGCCAAGUCGCUCGUCGUGGCGCUCCGGCGGCGCGGCGGGGAGCUGCUACACGCAGUCCGCCUCCAGCACGCCCAGCGCAGCGAACCUCAACAAACAUAAUAGAAGCAGCAGCGGCUUUGCCCAUCGCGGCGGUGGUGGUGGCGGCGGCGCACACGGUGACACUUCCCUUUCGGAGUUCUUCCUCUGCAGCUCCUUUGUCAGGGAUCCGGUGCGGCUGACGGAGCGGGAUGAGGCGACGAUCGACUCUCUCUACCGCGCCCUCGCCGACGGCCGCGUCGGGGUCUCGCGCGACGACGUCAGGGAGAGCUACACUCAGCACCACCGUUCGCAGGACUUGGUGCUUCGAGAGUUCCUGCUUCGCUUUCGCGCUGCGGACGUCACCGAGACACCGCCACGUACAACGCAACCAACGUCGUACGGCAGCGACAACGGGUCUGCUACGCCAGCGACAACGGGCGUGGAGGGCGGCUUUGCACUCCCGCGCUUCGGGUCCCCGUCGACGUCGCGGCGUGGUUCGACAGUGCCGGGGCGGGCCGCCACGAAGGCCGCUUCCGCAGAGUCGCAGCGCUCGCCGGAGCCGACGCGGCCCUCCGUCCACUCCCCAUCCGCGCCGAGAGAGACGGCGGCGAAGUCUGCCGUCACAACACCGAAGAAAGAACGGCGGAGGUCAACGCUGCCCGCCGCGGCGGUGGCCGAGGCAGGUGGCACUUCGUCUAAAAGGAAGAAGGCAAAUUCGCCUACGCCGCCGUCGGCGACACAAGCAGCAUCCGCAUCAACAGCACAACGGAAGCGCAGUGCGACUACGCCACAGGCGAAGGACAAAGCUCCGUUGAUGUCGCGUGCGGGCACAAAGAGCCCUACGGCGGCGGCGGCUCGCACGCCCCAAUCACUCACGGCGCUCCCGAAAAAGAAGGCGCCGCUGAAGGGCUCUUCCAAGAGUGCGAAGACCCCGGUGCGUGCGUGA
This is a messenger RNA of Leptomonas pyrrhocoris, 2682 nucleotides long. RefSeq lists its product as hypothetical. The transcript has a single exon. The record is from RefSeq and is a predicted model, not a curated record. Lineage: Eukaryota; Euglenozoa; Kinetoplastea; Trypanosomatida; Trypanosomatidae. The coding region runs from base 328 to 2682 and encodes 784 amino acids.